Messenger RNA from Quercus lobata, 1245 nucleotides. RefSeq lists its product as uncharacterized. The record is from RefSeq and is a predicted model, not a curated record. The transcript has a single exon. Lineage: Eukaryota; Viridiplantae; Streptophyta; Magnoliopsida; Fagales; Fagaceae. Bases 1 to 1245 code for a protein of 414 amino acids.
AUGGAGGAAAUUCUGAACGACUGGAAACGCUUCUCCCUUUUGGAGGAAGAAGACAGUAAAGUUACGCUGGAUGACGAAAACAACGAUGCCAAAGAGGUAAUACUAGCAGGGAAGUUUAUGACAAGAAGGGUGUUGAGCAUCGAAGCGGUUGGAAGAACUCUCAAGCCGUUGUGGAAAACAAAAAACGGCUUUGAAAUCCGAGACGUGGGAAAUCAUGUAUUGCUCUUUGUGUUUGACAAUGAGGAAGAGGCUGAAAGGGUUUUAGCUGCUGAACCGUGGACUUAUGAUAAACAUCUAAUCAUCCUAUCUCGCUAUGACGGGUCCUGCUCUGUCCAGAAAAUCAGAUUUCAUACAGUCAAAUUCUGGGUUCAACUCCACGGUCUUCCAGUGAACAAACUCAAUGAGAGGACAGCCUAUGGGAUUGGGAGAAGUAUUGGGGAAGUUUCAAGAGCCUCACAAUCCGAUGAGAUAAUUGGUGGUAAUUUUUUAAGAAUCAGGGUAGGCAUUAAUGCUACGAGACCCCUGAGCAGGGGACGUAAAGUUCUUAUUGGCAAUGGGAAAGAAGUGUGGGUGAGUUUCAAGUAUGAGAAGAUGCCAAAUUUCUGUUAUUGGUGUGGGAUGGUGUCCCACGAUGCAAAGGAAUGUAAAGUAUGGCUUUCAAGCAAGGGUUCGCUGUCUCUGGAUCAGCAGGAAUAUGGUUCAUGGCUUCGAGCCGAUCCCUUUUCAGUGGGGAAGAAGUCUUUUAUGUUUGUACCGGGCACAGGAGGUGAUUUUGGUGGGGAAGAUACAAAUGUUAGGACUGGACGGGAAACUGAAGAGAGGAUACAAGGGGCGGCGCCGCCGCAAGAAGCUGGCACAAACAGGGUUGACAUCGCAUCUUCUGAAGGUAAUCUAAAUUCAGUAAGCCCGGGUAUUACGGCUACAUUCACUCAAACCUCCCAUGCAGGUAAAAUUCUGGAUUGCCCUGAAUCUCUUCCUAAUGUGGUGCCUUUAAAUGUUCACACUGAUAUGGUUGAUUUUGAAGCCCAAAUCCAGGAGAUUGAUAUGGAACUAAAUAAAUAUGAUAAUAAUGGUACCUGUACUGCUAACUCGGGUUUUAUGGCUGAGUUGUCCCCUAGCUUGUCUAAUUAUUCUGUCCAGGAACAUGCACACGACAAGUCCUCUCAUGUAACCCAUAAUGUUACACAUGAUUCCAGCAAUGAGCCACGUGACUCUGAGGGCAGCCAAUUAGGCUUGAGAACCUAG